Messenger RNA from Knipowitschia caucasica, 1737 nucleotides. NCBI's taxonomy places the organism in Eukaryota, Metazoa, Chordata, Actinopteri, Gobiiformes, Gobiidae. The record is from the annotation of a GenBank genome assembly.
AUGGCGUCGGAACAGGAAAGUUCCAAUGGGCCCAUGAAGAAGUCCAUGAGGGAGAAGGCCAUAGAACGACGGAAUGUGAACAAAGAGCACAACAGUAACUUCAAAGCAGGAUACAUCCCCAUUGAAGAGGAGCGUCUUCAUAAAACUGGACUCAGGGGGCGGAAAGGAAACAUGGCUGUCUGCAUCAUUGUUCUUCUAUUCCUCCUCGCCUUAAUAAACCUUAUUAUAACGCUGGUGAUUUGGACUGUGAUUCGUAUUGGUCCGAAUGGCUGUGAUAGUAUGGAGUUUCAUGAGUCUGGUCUCCUUCGAUUCAAACAAAAAGCUGACAUGGGAAUCGUCCAUCCGCUUCACAAGAGCACAAUCGGAGGCCGCAAAGACAAGGACUUGGUGAUUGUGGGAAACAACAACCCAGUUGUGUUUCAACAAGGAACCACCAAACUGAGUGUAGAGAAGGACAAGACCUCUGUGGUCAGUGACGUUGGCAUUUCCUUCACAGACCCACGCUCACAAAACACCUAUUUCAGCACGGACUUUGAAAACCAUGAGUUCAAUCUGCCCAAGGGAGUGAAGGUCCUCAGUGUGAAGAAAGCCUCCACGGAAAGGAUCACCAGCAGCGCGUCCUCUGACCUGAACAUCAAAGGAGAUGGAAAGGCUAUCAUUCGCGGUAACGAGGGCGUGAACAUCAUGGGACGCACCGUGGAGUUCAAAAUGGGCGGAGGCAUCGAACUCAGGGCUGAAAACAGUAUCGUACUCAACGGCUCCGUCAUGUUCAAUGCAACUCGAAUUCCAAACUCAGCAGGAGACGUGUAUUUUGACGAGGGGCUGGAGCGCUACAAACUGUGUAUGUGUGCGGACGGGACGCUGUUCCGAGUUCAGCUAAGACAGCAAAAACACCUCAGACUUUGGAUAGGCAGAGUAGAGUGUCCCGUGUUUUCAGUGUCACAAGACUCAAUCAGGAUUGUGAUGGCCAUGUCACCAGGCCUCAGACUGGGCCAGUCCACGUCCAGGUUGAGAAGGAGCUGUGUGCUGUCGGCCCCCACCCUGCAGCUGCUGUCUGUGCAGAGGAACCAGCUCCAGAAACUCCCUCAAGGGUUGGGACAACAGCGAUCUUUACAGGUUCUUAUCAUUGCCUUCAAUACUAUUUCCACUCUGGAACAGAAAGAUUUCUUUCACCUUGAACAAUUGGAAGAGCUCGAUCUUCAACAUAACCUUAUCAGUAGUCUCCAUCCACAGAUAUUUGAGAAGCUUUACAGGCUUAAGCAUCUUGAUCUGAGCUUCAACCUGUUGACGACUAUCCACCCUGUGACAUAUAUGACUCUUCAACACAUUGGAGCAGAUGUGGCUAUAAGAGGAAACCCCUGGAUUUGUGACUGUAGAAUGUCUUUUCUACAAAGACAGAGAGUCUACGGAAACAGCAAAAGCCUGAAGAUGUGGUUCAUUGAAUGUGCUUCCCCGUUGUCUCUGUCUGUGAAGAACCUCCAGGAGUUGGAUAAAGAGCGUCUGGAUUGUCAGGAUUCAAACAUUCACCAAGAAGUGUCUGUCCAAAGAGGCUCGACAACGCAACUGCCAUGCUCUAAAUCAGACGCAGUAUGGUGGACUCCCAUUGGUCGAGCAACUAAAGGACAGCAACAAGGCUCUCUUCUUAUCAGUAACAUCACAGAACCAUCUGAAGGACUAUAUCUCCAGCAGCUCAAUCGUACGCAAGAGCCCCCAAAUUUCAGCACAAAGAUCGCCUAG